CAAGCGCAAUGCCGGUGACAGUGGGUCGCUCCAGGCUUGUGUUUACAGCUCGCUCGGAUGCUGGUCCCAGUAGUGCUUCCGACGAAACUGGCGAACUACAAUGUUACGCCAAAUGCCAUUUGAGAACAUAUAACCUUCAGGGAUGUAAAGGUGAUUUUGCACAUCAUCUCCCACUGCUUCUUCCUCUUCCUCCUCUUCGCCUCUUCCAUUCAUGAGCAAAGUGGCUGAGUGUAAGAGCGACAACCAUGGAUGACAAGGGCUCAGUGGGGAAGAUUAGCGUGUCGUCGGACUCUGUGUCCACUCUCAACAGUGAGGACUUUGUCCUCGUGUCCCGGCUGGGGGACGAGACGCCGUCGUCCACUAAUAAUGGUAGUGAUGAUGAAAAGACAGGAUUGAAGGUAAUUUCUGAGGAAGGGGUCAGCUUUAAGAUUGUGGGAAAUGGCAGUGAACAGCAACUCCAAAAGGAGCUAGAGGACGUCCUCAUGGAGCCGUCAUUGGCCGACGCCAGGCCGGGGGCCCUGGUGGGUGCCGGGGAUCUCGGCCUCCCGCCCACCACAGCAUCACUCGUAGCACCAGGCACUGAUCCCCUCAGUGCACCGCCACACAAGGUGGCAAUGGUGCUUCCUGUUCAGACGGCUCAGGAGAGCGAGCUGAAUGAGCGGUCAUAUCGAGGAGAUGAAUCGUCGUCAGACGGCAGCCCUGGUAGUCCCAUCCCAGAUGACGACAGCGUAGUCUUCAGCCAGCUGACCUAUCUUGGGUGCGCCUCGGUCAACGCCCCCCGCAGUGAGGUGGAGGCCCUCCGUAUGAUGAGCAUCCUCAGGGGGCAGUGCCAGCUCCCCUUGGAUGUCACGCUCUCUGUACCUGGCGUUUCGGAAGGCACUGUCAGGCUUUUGGACCCCAACAACAGUACAGAGAUCGCCAACUACCCCAUCUAUAAGAUUCUGUUCUGCGUGCGCGGCCAUGACGGCAUGCCGGAGAGCGACUGCUUUGCGUUCACCGAGAGCCACUACAACGCAGAGAUCUUCAGGAUACAUGUGUUCCGUUGCCAAAUCCAAGAGGCCGUGAGUAGGAUUCUGUACAGCUUUGCAACUGCAUUUCGGCGGUCAGCUAAGAAGGCAGCGCUGGCGUGUCAGCCGUCUGCUCCACUCACGCCUGACAGCGACUUGUUUAUCUUCACUGUCAGCCUAGAAAUCAAGGAGGAUGACGGCAAAGGCACUUUCAGUGCUGUAGCCAAAGACAAGGACAAGCAGAGCUUCAAACUGCGUGCUGGAAUGGACAAGAAAAUUGUCAUAUAUGUCCAACAGACAUCCAAUAAGGAACUGGCUAUUGAGCGGUGUUUCGGUCUUCUGCUUAGCCCUGGCAAGAACGUCAAGAACAGUGACAUGCACCUUCUAGACCUGGAGUCAAUGGGAAAAAGCUCGGAUGGGAAGUCUUACAUCAUCACAGGAAGUUGGACCCCCAGCACGCCCCAGUUCCAGGCUGUGAAUGAGGAAACGCCCAAAGAUAAAUUCAUGUACAUGACGACAGCAGUGGACCUAGUCAUUACGGAAGUAGAGGAGCCGGUGCGUUUCCUUCUGGAGACCAGGGUCCGGGUGUGCUCCCCCAAUGAUCGUCUCUUCUGGCCCUUCAGCAAGCGCAGCCACACUGAAACCUUCUACCUGAAACUGCGACAUAUGGAACACAAGGAGCGUAAGAGUCCUUCCUCGGACACACUUUACGAGGUGGUGAGUUUGGAAAGUGAGACAGAGAGAGAGAAACGGAAGACCACAGCUAGUCCUGGCAUCCUUCCCGGUGGGCCUGGUUCUAUGGUACCUUCUCCACCUGAGGAUGACGAAGAGGAAGACAAUGAUGAGCCAUUACUCAGUGGUUCUGGUGAUGUUUCCAAAGAGUGUGCAGAGAAGAUCCUGGAGACGUGGGGAGAUUUGUUAUCCAAGUGGCAUAUGAACCUGUGCGUGCGCCCCAGGCAGCUUCCAGCUCUGGUGCGGAGUGGCAUUCCUGAGGCGCUCCGUGGGGAGGUGUGGCAGCUCUUGUCCGGUUGCCACAACAAUGACCACCAGGUAGAGGAGUACCGCACUCUAAUCACAAAGGAAUCCCCGCAGGACAGUGCCAUCACCCGGGACAUUAACAGGACGUUCCCAGCUCAUGACUACUUCAAAGACACCGGAGGAGAUGGGCAAGACUCCCUGUAUAAGAUCUGCAAGGCAUACUCUGUGUAUGAUGAGGAGAUUGGCUACUGCCAGGGACAAUCCUUCUUGGCUGCUGUGCUACUGUUGCACAUGCCAGAGGAGCAAGCCUUCAGUGUGCUGGUCAAGAUCAUGUUUGACUACGGCCUCAGGGACCUCUUCAAGCAAAACUUUGAAGAUCUGCAUUGCAAAUUCUUCCAGCUGGAGAGACUCAUGCAGGAAUAUAUUCCAGAUUUGUACAACCAUUUCCUGAAUGUGGGUCUCGAAGCUCACAUGUAUGCCUCCCAGUGGUUCCUCACCCUCUUUACAGCAAAGUUCCCUCUCUACAUGGUCUUUCAUAUCAUUGACCUGCUUCUAUGUGAGGGCAUCAGUGUGAUCUUCAAUGUGGCUCUGGCACUUCUCAAGACUUCAAAAGAUGAUCUGAUCCAAACAGACUUUGAGGGUGCCCUCAAAUUCUUUCGUGUUCCAGUUCCCAAAAGGUAUCGCUCGGAGGAAAACGCCAAGAAACUGAUGGAGCUGGCUUGUAGCAUGAAGAUCAGCCAGAAGAAGCUGAAGAAGUUUGAGAAGGAGUACCACACCAUUCGGGAACAGCAGGAGCAGCAGGAGGCUCCCAUCGAGCGAUACGAGAGGGAGAACCGUCGUUUGCAGGAAGCCAACAUGCGCUUGGAGCAGGAGAACGAUGACCUGGCACACGAGCUGGUCAGCAGCAAGAUUGCCCUGCGUAAAGACCUUGACAACGCUGAGGAGAAGGCUGACGCCCUGAACAAGGAGCUGCUGCUGACCAAACAGAAACUAGUGGACUCAGAAGAUGAGAAGAGACGACUGCAGGAAGAGUCGGCGCAGCUGAAGGAGAUGUGCAGGCGAGAGCUUGACAAGUCGGAAUCCGAGAUUAAGAAGAACGGCUCCAUUAUCGGGGAAUACAAGCAGAUCUGCUCCCAGCUGAGUGAGCGGCUGGAGAAGCAGCAAGCGGCCAAUCGGGGAGAGCUGGAGAAGAUCAGAGCCAAAGUGGAAGGCUGUGACAAAUGCAGCACCCUUUUUAACAAGGAAGGUCGCGUUCGGGCGGCCGUGGCCGCGGCGCCCCACGGAGGUGGCGAGGAGACGGAUGAGGAGAAGGAGGGUUUGAAGAACCAGCUGAGGGAGAUGGAGCUGGAACUGGCGCAGACCAAACUGCAGCUGGUGGAGGCAGAGUGCAAGAUCCAGGACCUUGAGCACCAUCUCGGUCUGGCUCUCAACGAGGUCCAGGCGGCCAAGAAGACCUGGUUCAACCGAACGCUUAGCUCCAUCAAAACCGUCACGGGCACCCAGGGCAAGGAGACCACCUAACCCGCUUGGGUCUCAUUUGUGUCACCCAGAACUCGAACGCUUGUCGCUUGCCAACCAAGUGCACUGACGUAAGGGGCUUAAAAAAAACUUUGUUGCCACUCCCCCGUCCAGCGGUCUCACUUACAUACACUGUUUGGUUUGUGUCCUUGUUACUGCUGAUAUGACCCAACAAGAGGAGGAAGGUUGGACCUAACUGUAACCAUGGUAACAUGACAGAUGCACACACGUCCUCCUUCCUGCCUCUCCAAAAAAGAAAACUACUGGCACAAUCUAAAAGACAGUUUUCGGUACAAGACCUGUUAGAUGAGUUUUUUUUUUCUUUUGUCUAUGUAUGUUCAUGGAUGUGUUUGUGUAACGAGUGUGUGUGUGUGUGUGUGUGAAUGCUUAAAUAAUGAGCUGAUUCCAAGUGUGUUGUGUAGGGAAAAAAAGCACGAAUGCAUGCAUGGACGAUAAGACAUAAUGUUUAAUGUUCUAAGGUGUGAAUGGCACCACAGAGAAGAUGACGACUUUUUGCCAUGAAGAUGAAAAUUUAGCGUACGCGAUUCCUUCACACAAAAAUAAGCAACCUCGUUCAUUUACUCACGUUGUCUGUUUGCUUUGGAGGCGUGAAUGCUUGUUUGUCUAAAAGUGACCUGCUGUUGACUGACCACCAGUCCAGGGUGUACCCCGCCUCUAGCCCAAGGGCAGCUGCGAUAGGCUCAAGAUCGCCUGCUACAUUCUCUCGAAAGUGGAUGGAUGAAAACCCGAAAGCAAUUUUCAUACUUGAUUUAAUGUAUUUUUAAUGUAUUGCUCAUAACCUCCUAUUAAGCAUUUUUCAAAAUGUCAGGUUAUCCCUUAAUAAUCAGAUUUAUGCAUCUUUCACUCAUAUGUCAACCAAAGUCAAAUGUACUAAAUGCCACCCUGACCAUAACCUUUUUUGUUAGCAUGCUUCCAGUUCUUGAAGUGGCACUGCUGCAAAUGUCACCCUAACCUUCAUGAAAAGGAAAGUGGAUGGAUGGCUGUUUGCUUUGGCUCUUCAUCGCUAUGGGUGUGUUAAAGCUUGUUGAACCCGCUCCCCCCCUUGCUUCCGAGCACCACCUGCUCGCCAACCCUAGAUCUUGGCAGAUACUUUGAAGUGCAGGGCGCUGCGCUGACUCUGACUUUCUUGACUGCAGCACACACGCAAAUGGAAGGCGGACAUUCAAACAGGGAAAAUGCUUGUUGGUAGCACAUGCCAACACAUUACAAGUGCUACUAGGUUUGGCUAAUUUGGAGAAAAGGAGCAAAAAAUUACAACCACUAAUACAAAGUCUCAGUCCUCAGUUUCGAUUGCAGCGUGCUCUGCCUUGCAUACAAAUUAGGGUUUACUUCACCGCCAUACAAAUGGAAAUCAACAAACAGGGAAAAGCCUCAGUUCCACGGAAGGAUUUACAGGGCUUUCCACAUUUUUGAUUAGCUAGUAAUGUUUUUUUUAAGCCAUUGUGUUCAUUGUUGAAAAACCCAACCUUUCUUGGAUGUCUUGUGGCAUUGUUCAACAUUGACACACCUUUUUUAGUGUGGGUGUCACUUACUCGCAGAUUUCUGGUGUUCGCGGUAGGGACGGUCAAGCGGGGAAAUGCUGUACAGUUGAACAAAACUAGUUUUCGGAUAGGAAGUAAAUAUUCCAGGUUCUUUUUAACAUUCUUAACAGUCAUUAUUACAAUUGGAAAAAUACACCCUUUUAAUAUUGAAACAUUAAAAACACAAUGUGUGUUUGUGGUUCUAUUCCCUUUUGGGUUUUUUUUUCCCUGCCUCUGGUACCCUUCUGUGGAUUGUACCACUGUAUUGCAUCACAAUAUACUUUGCAGGCUUAUUUGCGUGAGCGAGUGAGUGUUACCUUUCGAAAGGCCGGUCCCCACAAGUGUCAUUCAGGAGUUGGUCAUCGUAAGUCACGAAAAGCUGUGCAUGUUUGAUCCCCUGGAUUCAUGAAAAAAGAUUUUUGUGUGUAGACAGAAUGAAGUGAGUAACUGUCAUUUAGAAAGAGGGGUCUCCAAAUGUCGUGUGUGUAUAUUCUGUACAAGGGUGGUCCCCAAAAGUGUCAUUUAGAAGGCGUGUCAAUGUGUAUAUGUCAUAUCUUGAAAGGGUGGGCUCCACAAGUGUCAUUCUGAAAAUUGAUGCACACAACUCGGAAAAACCUGUGAGAGAGAGACAGAGGUCCCCAUUUGACAUGGAAAGUAUGUCAUCUGUAGAGGGAGUGGUCUCUACGGGUGUCAUUGAGAAAUGUUUGCCAGGUAACCAGAAAACCUGUGAGUGAAUGAGUGUGUGAGUGAGGGCAGGCCCGAAAGGAGGUUGUCGUGUUUUGUUGACUGCAUCGCAAGUGUAAAUUGCAUCUUGAGUUGAAGGUUGAACAGAGUGCUGCCGUUUGCAUUAAGAGAAAAGACAAAAGCAGCCUUUCUUCAGGCUGGCACUGGCUUGUGUAUAUUAUAAAUAUAUAUAAAUCUAAAUGAUGAUGUUUUUCUUUAUGGUUUUCUACUCUUUAAGUCGACCUAACGUUGCCUACCUGCUGCUGUUGAAUAAUCCACCGGCGUGUUUCGACUUUGACUGCUGUUUUAUUGAAAUGAUGACAAUGCCAAAAUGUAGCUUUACCAUACAACAACAACAACAACAAACAUUGAUAACCAUGUGUGGACAUUGUAGUAGUGUAGGAUGCAUUGUGGUGACUUUACAAGCUUCAGUAUAAAGAUAUGAA
Phycodurus eques (leafy seadragon) is the source of this 6213-nucleotide messenger RNA. RefSeq names its product rab GTPase-activating protein 1. The transcript has 27 exons. The record is from RefSeq and is a predicted model, not a curated record. Lineage: Eukaryota; Metazoa; Chordata; Actinopteri; Syngnathiformes; Syngnathidae. The coding region runs from base 246 to 3506 and encodes 1086 amino acids.